This is a messenger RNA of Rubroshorea leprosula, 3536 nucleotides long. The record is from the annotation of a GenBank genome assembly. Lineage: Eukaryota; Viridiplantae; Streptophyta; Magnoliopsida; Malvales; Dipterocarpaceae.
AGAGAAUAAGAAGACAUACAUGAGCUGACUGGUAAUGGAGUCCUACUGAUUUGAGGGAGCUAGAAUCAAAGAUCCUGUCGCCAACCUCUCCCCCAACCUGGCGAAUGAAUUGUGCAUCGUCAACCUGGCAAUGCAUGUCUGUCCCUCGUGCUCAAAACCCAAGUCAGAAAUGGAAGGCCGAAGGAAGGAGGAUCUUGGGUUCGCGAGGAACCCAGGAGCCUGGGUUCUUCACGAACUCGCAAGCUGGGUUUGUCACAAGCUACCCAGGAGCCUGGGUUCGCAAGGAACCCAACUCACGGGUUCGUGAUGAACCCAGGCGCCUGGGUUCAUCGCGAACCCACAAGCUGGGUUCCUCGCAAACCCGCGAGCUGGGUUCGUCGCAGGCUACCCAGGAGCCUGGGUUUGUCGCAGCUCUUGAUAAGUACGACUUCGAUUCUGAGCUCGGAACCAAGGUAAAUUCUGAAUUAUGCAAAUUGGGUGCUGAUUUUAGUGUUGAUUUUGGGCAAUGCUUCAUGUCUAAUAUGAUUACGGGAGGCCUGGAAGCAGGAGGUUUGAGCUCUAAACAGCGAAAGUUGUAUGUUAGAGAGGUCAAACAUCAAAACCGAGCUCAUAAACAAAAGUUUGACGAUGCUGAUUGGAAGAAUCAACCCAUCACUUUCACAUCUACUGAUUUCGACACAGUUGUCACACCUCACACUGAUCCUUUGGUCACUUCUGUCAUAAUUAACAACUGUGAGGUGCAACGUGUUCUUGUUGACACAGGGAGUGCACCAGACAUCAUGUACUUUCACUGUUUUGAGAGUCUUGGGCUGGAUCCAGCUUUGUUGCAGUGAGCUGCUCUAGUUGAGGAUGUCGAGGAAGUGCACAUUGACGACAGAGAUCCAAGCCGAAAGACGCAAAUUGGAACUCGAUUGAGCCCGGAGGAAAGAUUAGAGCUAAUGGCUUUUCUCCGAGUUAACAACGAUGUUUUCGCUUGGACUUCGGUAGACAUGCUAGGAAUUCCAACCUCGGUAUCCCAGCAUAAGCUCAGCACCAAUCCAUUGAAGAAACCAGUAGCCCAGAAGCGACGUCUCUUCGGGGGGGAGAGGCUUCAGGUCAUAAAGGAAGAGGUAAAGAAGCUUCUACAAGCUGGUUUCGUCAGAAGAGUUGACUAUUGCGAAUGGGUGGCUAACCCAGUGCUGGUCAAAAAGGCAAAUUGUAAAUGUCGAAUAUGCAUCGACUACACAAAUCUCAACCAAGCUUGCCCUAAGGACUGCUAUCCAAUGCUGAGCAUUGACAAACUAGUUGAAGCGGCUUCGGGAAAUGAGAGAUUAAGUCUCUUGGAUGCAUAUUCUGGGUAUCACCAAGUGCCGACGGCUCUGAAGGAUGAAGAGAAAACCUCAUUCUAUGUUGGUGACAAAAUCUAUUGCUAUAUUGGCAAGAAUUUGGAAGUUUAUGUCGAUGACAUUGUGGUAAAGAGCCUGAAAGCAGAAGACCAUCUAGCUAAUCUCGAUGAAACUUUCAACAACCUCAAAAAGAAUAGAAUGCGGUUAAACCUAGCCAAAUGCAUCUUCGACGUGGAGUCUGAGAAAUUUCUAGGCUUCAUGGUUUCUCGAAGAAGGAUUGAGGUCAAUCCAGAAAAGAUCAGAGCAAUUGCUAAGAUGGAAUCGCCGAAGUUAGUAAAAGAUAUACAGAGGUUAAUUGGAAGGGUGGCAGCUCUUCAUAGGUUCAUAUCGAAGUCAUUAGAUAAGUGCUUGCCAUUUUUCAAGAUCAUGAGGUCAGUUGCCCAGAAAGACGAAUCAGGCAAACAGAAGAAGUUUGAAUGGAACCAAGAAUGCCAAGCCGCAUUCGAGGAGUUGAAGUCUUAUCUUAGCUCACCACCCCUACUGACUAAGGUUAUAGAUGGAGAGAUUCUCUAUUUGUACCUUGGAAUUUCAGAUAAAGCAAUUAGUUCAGUUCUGACCUUAUAUGUUGAUAGAGCAUCUAGUAGCAAGGGUUCAAGAGCUGAUGCUCUCUUAAUUGGCCCAUAUGGAUACCGAAGUGAACAUGCUCUGAAAUUUAACUUUGAUGCAACAAACAACAUGGCUGAGUAUGAAGCUCUACUACUUGGUUUGCAACUAGCAUUAGAGUUGAAAGUCAUGGCGAUACGAGUAUAUAGUGACUCACAGCUUGUGGUUAAUCAAGUUAACUCAAUCUGCGAAGUCGUUGAUCCUGUGAUGGUGAAAUAUGUAGCCCUAGUGGCCGACCUGAAGUUCAGAUCAGUUUUUCUAGAAGUCUUAGAUGAAUCAAGCUUCAUGAAGCCACGAAUGAUGGAGAUCAGCACAUACCCGGACACACUGAGCUGGACUGACUCAAUUAUCUCCUUUUUACGAGACGGGACAGUGCUUGAAGACAAGCAAGAGGCAAUGACGUUGAGGAAGAAAGCAUCUCGGUAUACACUCGUCGAUGGGGUCCUCUAUAAGAGAUCUUUCUCACUCACUUUUCUACGGUACUUGAAUCCUUAUGAAGCUAAGUAUGCACUUUGGGAGGUGCAUGAAGGUGUCUGUGGGAGCCACAUUGGUGCUAGAACUUUGGCUCACAAAGUCCUAAGAUAUGGGAUCCCGAACCAGAUUAUGGCUGACAAUGGUACUCAGUUUAACUGCUCUUCUUUUCGAGAUUUUUGUUCCAACUAUGAGAUCAAAUUACAGUUCACCUCUGUUUACCAUCCAGAGUCCAAUGGUAUGCAGUCCGCCCCCUCGCCCUUGUCUGCAUCCACAACAUCACCUCCAGUCACCACCUUGUCCCUAGCAACGGCCACAUCCCUAGGGCCACCCUUCCCCACAACACACUUUCCAGAUGCCUCCGGCUCCAAAACACUGCCAACCACAACCUCGUCAAACCCAUCAGGAAGCCGAGGCAUCAUGCCGAUCAAAGCAUCUCCCUUGGCGUUAGGCAACUUUGGCAUCUCCCUUGGCAUCUCCCUUGGCGUUGGAGCUGCAAGACCUAGCAAAGCAGCAAGGUUCAAUACUCCGCCGCCAUGGGUCGUAUGCACAGUCGAGGUAAGGGUAUUUCUGCGUCUGCUUUGCCGUACAAGAGGACUCCACCCAGUUGGUUGAAGAUCUCUUCUCAGGAUGUAAGCGACUUAACCCUAAUUUUGUUCCAUCUUUAAUUUAUUUCCUGUGUCUGGGACUUGUUUGGUUGCUGAGAAGAGGGCAGGAUUAUUGUACUUCAUUGGAUGAAACAUGAAUUUGAGUUGUGUUUCCAUUAUUUUCUGUUUUUCAUGUCUUUUUUUUUUAUCAAUUGUGUAUUGCCAACAUAUCUGUUUUCCCCCUUUGUUUUAGGAGUGAUAUUGGAUGGUAAAAUGUAAUACAAAUACAUUGGUAGCCAAAUGUUUUUGGUCUUUCCAAUGGCAUCUCUGAUGCCAUUUCGUACUGUUAUUGGAAAAAUUCAACAUGUUUGAUGGCAUAAAUUGUGAGGUAGUUCAGAACAUUGGUUUGCACACAUUGAUAUUCGGUUAAAUAUCAGUUCAAAUGGUUAUUUUUGAUGAAAUUCUUCUGGUAUAAAUGGAAUUGUGUUGU